Molecule: messenger RNA, 1831 nt
Organism: Odobenus rosmarus divergens (Pacific walrus)
Lineage: Eukaryota; Metazoa; Chordata; Mammalia; Carnivora; Odobenidae
Gene: CCDC71
Product: coiled-coil domain containing 71
Exons: 2
Coding region: 130-1563 (477 amino acids)
Source: RefSeq, a predicted model, not a curated record
CCGGUGCGCAGCGGGCGGCCAUGUUGGAGCAGCGGAGGCGGCGCAGAGGCGCGUCCUGGGUCCCCGCGGCGGCGCCGGUGCCGAGCGCUGGUUUGUGGAUACCCAGGCAGAUCUGCAGUGCCUAAUGCCAUGAGCGUGGUGCAGCAUGUGGAGGAGAAAGCUGUGCACUCCUGGUCGCGGAUCUCCACGGCAGGGAAGAAGGCCCUGGAGGAGGCGCUGCUUGUCUUUAACCCCAUGAGCCAGGAUCUCAGUGCCACAGAGGCCCAGCUUGUAGCCUUCCUGCAGGGCCUGCGGGAUGAUGGCUUCCAACCCACCAUCCUGCGCAGCGGUGAUGUCUAUGGCUAUAGUUCAUGCACAGCCAACCCCCCAAGCCAGACGAAGCUGCAAGCCCGUGCCCCCACCCCAGCUGCCACAUCACCUCCAGCCAGUGCUCCCCGAACUGCCAUGCGGCUGCCUGCAGGCCGGGCCACGCUGCUCCCUAUGCCACUAUCUGGAAGGCUGGCCAAAGCAUCCUCACCAGCCCUUGCCAAGCAUGCUACCACCAACCUGCUGCUGAGCUCCCUGAAGCAGUCAAGUGCCAGCCGUGCCCGGGGUGCAGCAGUGGGCUUCCCCGCCCACCUCUAUCCAGGUGUCUACCCUGCCAUGCGGCUCUCUGUUGUCCUUGAGGCCCUGGUUCCACUAAAGACUCCCAUGCCCUGCUUGGGUGCCAAGCACAAGGCACAGUCACUGCAGCUCUCACUUGCAGACUCUCCCCUGAAGCUGCGCAAAGGUCCAGGGAAGAGGCAGGGGAACUGUCGGUCCAAAGCUCCCAGAAAAGCCACAGGCAAGGGCCCUAAGUGUCUGACUUACAGAGGCCCCAGGGCCAGACCCCAACAAGGCACUACACCCCGGAACAAGACCUACAAAGCCACUGGGUCCCUCGGUGGCCUACGAAUGAAAGGUGGCUCUGCCCUGGGCACCAAAACAUCCCAGGCCAAGGCAGCUCGAACACUGGCCAAAGCUGCCCAGGCCAAGGUGGCUCGAACACAGGCCAAAGCUGCCAAGGCUCGAGCAAAAGCCAAGGCAGCACAGAUCAGGGCCAGGGCCAAGGCAGCACGGAUCAGGGCCAAGGCCAAGGCGGCACAGAUCAAGGCCAAAGCCAAGGCAGUGCGGGCCAAGGCCAAGGCAGUGCGAGCCAAGGCCAAGGCAGUGCGGGCCAAGGCAGUGCGGGCCAAGGCCAAGGUGGCUCGGACCCAGUCCAGGAGCAGGGGCAGUCCAAAAGGGUCUGUUCAGGCCAGGACUGCGAGGAGGGGCCCAAAAAGCCGCCCUGAGACUGUGGGGCAGAAGAGGAAAAGGGCUGAGGAGGCAAAGGAUCUUCCUCCCCAGAAAAGAACACGACUUGGGCCCCGAUCCCCUAAGGCGUGGCUAGGGCCUGGAACAGCAAAGCUGCUGAAAUUCCGGGCCAUCAAGGUGGACAGGCGGUCCUCGGACGAUGAGGUGCGGCAGCGGGCUCAACGGAUCCUCCGUGUGAACCUGUCCCCUGUAAUACAGCUCCAGCCAUUGCUGCCAUACUCAGCACCCUGAUUCCUUCGCAUAGCAAUGUUUGGGGAAACUGAGCCCAGUUGUCUGUGCAGCCAGUGGCACAGUGUGCAAUGCCCAUGGAUUCUUCAACCCCAAGGACUCCAGGUGCCUCUCCAGGGCCCUGAGAGCCACCAUUCUCUUUUCAGAGACUGGAGGAUAUGGGGUGGUAUGGGUGGGCGGGAGGGGUGUUCUCAUGGCGCGAUGCACUGUGAUUUGUUACUCUUCAAGUUGUACCUCCACUGUUCCAUCUAUCACGUUUUAUACCUUUCCA